Beauveria bassiana ARSEF 2860 is the source of this 1572-nucleotide messenger RNA. Its product is annotated as glycosyltransferase family 2. The transcript has 4 exons. The record is from RefSeq and is a predicted model, not a curated record. NCBI's taxonomy places the organism in Eukaryota, Fungi, Ascomycota, Sordariomycetes, Hypocreales, Cordycipitaceae. The coding region runs from base 1 to 1572 and encodes 523 amino acids.
AUGGAGCAAUUGCAGCUCGACAUCGAUCAUUUAAUCAGGCCAUUCUUCACCUUUCCGAUAUGGUCCUGGCUGUCAACUGACUUUUGGCACUCUGCCACAUUUUGGUCUGUUGUUUUUUGGCUUCUCUGGCUCCAUCGCUACCUUCGCCUCUUUGUUCACUGCGUCAGCCACUGGAUGUACAAAUCCAAACCCAUCGCAGCCAAGCCAACCUUUACUAACGAGGAUGUCACCGUUGUUAUUCCAACCAUUCAUAAUGUGUUUGAGGAUCUUCGCCCUUCGCUUCAGAGCAUUCUCGCUUGCAAGCCGGCUGAACUUAUCCUGGUGACUACCCACGACAAGAGAAAGGCUCUGGAUAAGCUGGUUGAGACACUGGGAUACCCUUGCAUUCGUGUCUUUGAUACCCCCAUUGCCAACAAGCGUCUGCAGGUGUGCGAGGCGCUACCCCACGUCAGGACGCCCAUUACCAUCAUGGCCGAUGACGAUGUCACCUGGCCGUCGACGCUCAUGCCCUGGAUCCUCGCACCUUUUGAGGAUCCCAAGAUGGGUGGUGUCGGCACUAACCAGCGCGUUCGCCGCGAAUGGGAUGCGCCCUUGUCUGAUCGCAUGUGGAACUGGCUCGGCGCCGCCUACAUUGAACGGCGCAACUUUGAGAUUUCGGCCACGCACAACAUGGAUGGCGGCACUUCUUGCAUGUCGGGUCGGACUGGCGCGUACCGUUCGGAGAUUCUGCAGAGCCACGACUUUCUGCACGGCUUUAAGAAUGAGAAAUGGCGAAAGUGGAUUCUCAACGCUGACGACGACAACUUUGUCACCCGAUGGCUCGUCAGCCACCAGUGGAAGACGUGGAUCCAGUAUGAGCGCGAAUGCGAGCUCGAAACGACGCUGGAAAACGGUCCCAAGUUUCUCUACCAGUGCACCCGCUGGGCGCGCAGCAACUGGCGCAGCAACUGGACCAGUCUCGUCCGUGAGAGGCACGUUUGGGUCCAGCAGCCAUGGUGCACUUACGCCCUGCACUUUGCAACCUUUACUUCCCUCGCCUUUGCCAUCGACCCGCUUUUGCUGGCCGCUUGCUGGUGGGCCACAGCUGAAUGGCAUCUUGGCAGUCGCCUCUAUGCCUUUUGGGCCCAGUUCAUCUUCAUGUUUGCCUUUACCAAGGUCGUCAAGCUCAUGGGCCUGUUCCGCCGCAACCCGGCCGACAUUGCCUACCUUCCCCUCUCCAUCGUCUUUGGCUACUUUCACGGUCUUAUUAAGCUCUAUGCACUCAUCACUCUUAACAUGACGUCGUGGGGAAGCAGAGCCGACGGUGACACCAACGACGAACAGCGUCUCGCCCCCGCACCGCGACCAGCUGUCGUUCUCACGACACCUCCGGGUACCGCCUCUCUCGUCCGAUACAAUGUACGUCACAAGGGACGAUCUGUACAGCAUCAGGACGAGCAGGACGCAACUUGGGAGAAGCGGGGGUGCGCAGCCUACGACUCUGGGACAUCCUAUAUCCCCAUUCGAAUCACCAGCACUAUUCCGGAUGGCUCAAUGGGCUAUCCCAGCGAGCCCAUGGUGUCUUCCUAUUGA